AUGGCGAACGCGGAGAAAGAGCUCGAGGAGCGGCUUCGGGAGGUCGGGGGGAGGCUCGGGUCGCCGCCCGGUGAUGUUGAUGAGCUCCUUGCGCUUCUCGAUGAAAUCGAAACCCUUUUAUCAAGAGUGGAACAAUCACCUUCCCAGUCGAUGUCAAAUGCAAUUCGUCCUGCAAUGAAAGCCCUAGUUGCGAACGCCAUUCUGAGACAUGAUAAUAUGGAUGUAAGAGUUGCUGUAGCUUCAUGUAUAAGUGAAAUAACCAGAAUUACAGCACCUGAUGCUCCAUAUGAUGAUGAUGUAAUGAAGGAGGUAUUUCAAAGAAUUGUGGAAUCCUUUGAUAAGUUGGAUGACAUGUCUAGUCGUUCAUAUCCGAGAAGAGUUUCCAUUCUUGAAACUGUCGCGAAGGUCCGAUCUUGUGUUGUGAUGUUGGAUCUUGAAUGUGAUGACCUUAUUCUAGACAUGUUCCGCAAUUUUCUGAAGACAAUAAGUUCAAACCAUCCAGAAAGUAUUUUCUCUUCUAUGGAGACAAUAAUGACGCUUGUGAUAGAGGAAAGCGAAGAUAUUUCCAAAGAACUUGUCUCAUGCCUUCUAGAUAGUGUGAGGAAGGGCGGCAAGGAAGUUUUGCCAAUUUCGUUCAGACUUGGAGAGAAAGUAAUUGGUAACUGUGUUGAGAAACUAAAACCAGCCUUUGUGGAAUUCGUUAAGCCAUCUGAUGUUCCUUUAAAUGAGUAUAGUAAGAUAGUUAGCUCUCUGUGCGAUGAGAAUGCCGACACUGCAGGGCAGAAUGAUGUUUCUGGGGCAGAUGAUAGCAAACAGUCUGAGAGGACUGUUUCCGAUGAGCUUCCUCAGGAAUCUACAAAGGUGGAGGAAAAAGCAGGUGAUCCUGAAGAAGAUGGUGCUACUUCAAAUAAGUUAUCGAGAUCUGCGGUGAGCAAUGGUACAGUUGCAGUAGGUAAUGGCGAAUCCCUGCAAGAACCAGCUCAUCCUAAAGAGAAAUCUGGGAAAUCUCGUCGCAGUGGGCAAUCAAAGAGUACUUUACCCAACAAUGAAGCGGAGACAAAAGACCAUUCUAUGGCCGAUGGUGACAAUGAAACACCAGUAGUACUUGGCAGGAGGAAAGGUCGUGGAAAACAAGGUGAUGAUGCUCAACCUGAUGGUACAUCUGGUAAUAAAAUUGAAUCAUCUGUUCCAGUGGGUUUCAAAAAAACAGUUGACCUUCAGACCGUUCUGAAGCCUCAUAAUGUAACUUCUGAUUCAGCUUCAAGAAAGGGUCGACCUCUUAGAUCAAUAGGAUCUUCCGAAAGAGUUGGGGAGAGUUCUGAAGCUGACAAUACAGCUUCAUCUGGAAGGAGGAGAGCCAGGGCAAAAGGGCAAGUACAGGAUGAGAAAUUACCGUCCAAACAUACAAAUAUUAGUAAGGAUUUGGAGGCUGUUAAUGAUUCAGAAGGAAAGCCUUCAAGGCGCUCAUCUAAAAAGGAACAGCUGGAUGAUAAAACACAUGGCAUUGUGAUAACUGAUGUGGAGCCGAAAGUACAGAGGCAGAAAGAAAAAGAAGGGUCGGCAAAAAAGAUUGCUGACGGAGAAUCAUCACAAAAACGGCGAAAAAUCAACUUUAAGAACCGGAAUGAAAAGAUCAACUCUGAAGAAGAUGCAUCUGAAGAUGUCAGUUUAAAGGAAAUGAUUUCGCGUGAGAUUGCUAUGAAGGCAUUUGGGAAAGAAAAAGGCAUCUUGGGAGAGAGUGGUGGAUCUAAGAAAAAGCGUGGCCAUGGGAGUGAAGAGGCUUCAGCAUCAAGGCAGAAGAAAGACCUUAACGAGCGCCUUGUUGGUUCAAGGAUUAAAGUAUGGUGGCCAGAAGAUCAAACGUUUUACGAUGGUUCGGUUGAGUCAUUCGAUCCUUCGUCAAAAAUGCAUAAGAUUAUUUAUGAUGAUGGAGAUGUGGAGAUAUUGCGUCUUAAGAAAGAGCGAUGGGAACUUAUUGAAGGUGGCUCGAAAACUGUUAUGCAGGGACAAGUGAAGGAUGUUUUGGGUCCUGAUGUUUCAGAAGUGCUGGAGAUUAAAAAACCCAAGGGAAGUGGAGGUCGUCCUCCAAAACAAUCAAAGGAGGAAACACCGUCAAAAAGUGGCAAGGAGUCGAGUGGUGGUCAAGAGGGGGAUCAUCCAAAGGGUAAAGGCCGAUCAAAAGGCGGAUCAAAAACUGUUGCGCCAUCUAAUGAUAAUGAUGGCUCUAAAAGCUCAAGCAAAUCGAUAGAGAAAGCUUCAAUAAAGAAUAAAGAAGAGAAGACGCCUAAAGGUAGAACUAGGAAUAAAAAGGAAGGUAGUGGUGAGGUUGAUGCAAAGUCUAUUGAUGCUCUUUCUGGUGUGGAUGAAACCUCAAAGCCUGAUAGGAUAUCGAUGAGUCGCUCCAGAAACGUCACUGCCACAUCAGAGGAUGACACUACUGCUGGCAAGAAGCGUAAAAGGCGCAUUGCCACACCUAAAUCUGGUAAUGAAGCAAAGGUGACUGUUGGUUCGUCCGAGAAGGCUAAGGUGAAGGUUCAGAAUAGCAAAGGUUCUGGGAAGAAGGUGGCCUCGUCUGAGAGGGCUAAGUCGAAGGUUCAGGAAAGCAAGGAUUCUGGGAAGAGGCAGGAGUCAUCCGAGAAGGCUAAGUCAAAAGUUCAGGACACUGAGGGUUCUAGGAAGAAGCUGGAGUCAUCAGAUAAGGCUAAGUCGAAGAAGCUGGAGUCAUCAGAUAAGGCUAAGUCGAAGAAGCUGGAGUCAUCCGAGAAGGCUAAGUCGAAGGUUCAGGAAAGCAAGGUUUCUGGGAAGAAGCUGGACUCAUCCGAGAAGGCUAAGCCGAAGGUUCAGGAAAGCGAGGGUUCUGGGGGGAAGCUAGAGUCAUCUGAGAAGGCCAAGCCGAAGAUUCAGGAGAGCGAGGGUUCUGGGAAGAAGCUGGAGUCAUUCGAGAAGGCUACCUCGAAUGUUCAGGAGAGUGAGGUUUCUGGGAACAAGGUGGAUUCAUCUGAGAAGGAUAAGUCGAAUGUUCUGGAAAGCGAAGUUUCUGGGAAGCUGGAGUCAUCCGAGAAGGCUAAGUUGAAGGUUCAGGAGAGCGAGGGUUCUGAGAAGGAGGACUCAUCUGAGAAGGCGAAGUCAAAGGUUCAGGAAAAUGAGGGUUCUGGUAAGGAGUCUUCCGAGAAGGCUAAGUUGAAAGUUCAGGAAAGCAAGGGUUCUGGGAAGAAGCUGGAUUUGGGAUCUGCUGCUGCUAAAGCACAAGGAAGUGAGACUUCUGCGGGAAAGAAGCGCAGGAGGACAGGUGCAAUUUAAUUGGUGAGGUAACAUUAUAGUUUUUCCUAGUUGCAUCUUCUGAGGUAAAUAGGUCAUCCAUUUUCGACUUUACCUUUUUUGCGUUGUAUCUCACCAAUUGCCCGUGGCAUUGACCGUGGCUGGUGAUGUGGUCAAAUAGCUGAUAGAUGUAGGGAUGUUGUGGUUGUUGUCUAGCAUUUACUUUGUUGGCAGUUAGUGUUGGGUACAUAUCCUGCAAAAAAUAUCAAUAGCUGACUCUUAUGCUUAUUACCCUUUUAAGUUAAAAGAAGCCAGUUUAGAUGGCUAUGUAGGAGAAAGAAAAAUCCAUCCCAAUGGGCCAUUUUGACUUAGAAUUUUCGAAGUUGUAGGAGAAAGAAGUCUCUUUGUCUCUCUUUUGAUCUCUCAAUCUUGAGGUGGUGUCCAUUUACAUAGUGUCUUGUUUGUUGUUUGGUUUAUUUUGUUGUGGUGAUCUAGUCAGAAAGCACCCUCUUAUCUUUUCUAAUUAUGCAGUGUUCUAUUCUUUCAA
Molecule: messenger RNA, 3805 nt
Organism: Ananas comosus (pineapple)
Lineage: Eukaryota; Viridiplantae; Streptophyta; Magnoliopsida; Poales; Bromeliaceae
Product: neurofilament heavy polypeptide-like
Exons: 14
Coding region: 1-3300 (1099 amino acids)
Biological process (GO): mitotic sister chromatid cohesion; DNA repair
Cellular component (GO): chromatin; nucleus
Source: RefSeq, a predicted model, not a curated record